This is a messenger RNA of Daktulosphaira vitifoliae (grape phylloxera), 2645 nucleotides long. Its product is annotated as lys-63-specific deubiquitinase BRCC36-like. The record is from RefSeq and is a predicted model, not a curated record. Gene Ontology annotation, molecular function: metallopeptidase activity; cysteine-type deubiquitinase activity; polyubiquitin modification-dependent protein binding. Gene Ontology annotation, cellular component: BRCA1-A complex; BRISC complex. The transcript has 6 exons. Gene Ontology annotation, biological process: double-strand break repair. Lineage: Eukaryota; Metazoa; Arthropoda; Insecta; Hemiptera; Phylloxeridae. Bases 435 to 1346 code for a protein of 303 amino acids.
AACUUAGAUAUACAAAAACUUAGCUGUGGCCAGUAGUGAAAAGUUAACCCAUGUUUUUACUAUCAUAUAUAAUAAUAAUAAUAAUAAUCACAGUUUUUUAAUACAAAACUACUAUUACAUGUCUAUCGUGAAAAAUGUGUUAACUCUAAUUUUAUUGAUAAAAAAUUGAUUUAUUACAAAAGUGUUUAAUUUUUUAAAUAUUAGCUUACAUUUAUUUUGUUUGUAUUUAAAAUUCCGUUAAAUAUUAUUAAGUAAUGAAAAAAUGGCAAGAACUCUUUAAUUUAAUUGGGUGUAGAUAUAGUUAUACAAUAAUCACUUAAUUCCUUAUAUUUAUUAAAAAUUGUGUUUAUUAUCUCUCAAAUAUUUUAAAACAAUUCUUUUAAAAAUUUCUUUGGAAUUUUAUUUUUAAAAUUGUAUAGUUUAAUUUAUUAAAAAUGGAUAAAUGGGAUACAUUAACUGAGGUGUUGAUAUCAGAUGAAGUGUUACUAAUGUGUCAAAAUUUAGCACUUCUUACAGAGAAAGAAGAAGUUGCUGCUUUAUUGAUUGGUGAAAAAAUAAUUAGUGAAAAUGGAACAAAGGUUUCUGUAUCAGCAUUGUCAAUACCUCCACGAGGUGAAAUCAAAAAAGAUAGAGUAGAAAUUAUGUCUGAAGACUUGGUUGCAGCUAUGGAAGAUGCCAAACAACUAUCUCGCGUUAAAGGUUCCAAUUUAAAUGUUAUUGGUUGGUAUCAUUCACAUCCUCAUAUUACUGUUUGGCCAUCAAGUGUUGAUUUACAAACUCAACUAAAUCUACAAAACAUGGAUUCAUGUUUUCUUGGUAUAAUUUGUUCAUCUUACAAUACUGAUACUACUACUAUGAUGAAAGAAAUGAAUAUGGUGUGUUUUCAAUCAAAACGAAUUGACGGAAAAUUACUAAGAGUUGAUAUAAAAUUCCAUGUGAUACCUACAUUAUGUACAAGUCAACUUUCAUUAGGGAUAACUGUGAAACACAUUGAAACACUUUAUGAUGAACUUAUUAAAAACUAUAAUCAAGCUAAUGAAGAUUUGACAAAUCCAAUGGCUCAACUACAUAAUGAUUCUGUUUAUUCACUAUUAGGAAUUCAUAUGUUAGAGACUGUAGCCAAACCAAUGUUACAAAUGCUAGAAACUCAAUGUGAAAGCUCUUCUAAAAUGGUACAAAGAUUGCAAACAAAACUUGAACAAACUUCAAUUGAUGGUGAUUACCAUUGUGAUGGUAAAAAUGUUAAAGAAAAAAAAAAUAACGAACAAAAAUUUGGAACUUCAGUUCCAAUUGUAGAUCGAAAAUCAAAAAAACAAUGUUCUAGUAUGGUAUCUUCCCCUGUUUAAAGGCUGGCUUUUUAAAUAGGUUUAUAAGUAUUUUAUUUGUAGUAUCUACAAUUUUUAUUUUAUUUUAUAUUUUUUAGUAAUUUUAAGUAUUUUAUUCAAUUGUAAUAUAAUUAGUGAUCAACAACGAUUUGUGAAUAUCAAUAUAAUCUUGAUAUCAACAGUAUUUUUAGUAAAUACUUAAUAUUGAUUGAUUGGAAUGGGCUUGUCAAGAAUAGAAAUUAUCGAAAAUGUUGUUUGUAAAUUUAUCAUCUUAAAAUAUACAAAUAAUAUUCAUGUCCAAUAAAAUCUUGUUGACAAUACCUUGUAAUAAUAUUAUUAUUGUUGACAUUAGUGAUAAAAUAUUAUUAGGAUUAAAGAUGUUAGUUUAGGAGAGGCAAUAUAAUUAAAAAUACAACUAUUAUUCAAUCAAUUCAAUUAUCAAUAUUAAAACUAAUUUAUUUAUUCACAAUACAUAAAGAAUAUAUUGUAAUAUUUAUUUAAAAAGUAAAAAAUUAUUAUUCAUUCUGACUAAAAGCAAUACUACAGGAUGAAUUCUUCUUUUUUUUACUUAAUGCUAAAAUGUUGUUUUUAUAUUUGUUUGAAUCUUGAAAGAAAAUCUAUUGCAAACAUUUAAUUAUUAUAAAAAAAAAAUACAUUUUAAAUUGGUAUUAUAUUAUUUUUUGAUAGUCCAAAUAGAAUAUGAUUAUUUUAAAUUUAUUUUCAGGAUCAUUCUUUUAAUAUUAGCCACUCUAUUUCUCUUAAAAUAAUAAUUAUAUAAAGAAAAUGUUUUUUUAUUUAUUUAUUUAUCAAUUUAUUAAUUAUAAUUAAUAAUUAAGUACUUCUUUUAAUGGCAACAUACAUUAAACAUUAUAAAAUAAAAAAUAAUCUAAUUAAGGAAAUGACUGAUCAAUAACAACUUUUGAAAUAGUACUUCGGAAAUUUUUAACAUUUUUAAAUAUAAAGUGGAUGAAGAGAGCCAUAGUCUUAGAUAGUGAUAAUAAUAACAACCCACAUCUCAUUUUCAAUCUAUAUUUUAAAACAGUUAUAACUCCCAAAGGAUGGACUAAAAAUUGUUAUCAACUAAUCAUUUUCUUUUCUUAAAUCACUUCUUAUUUUAUUAGCUAGUUAAAUAUGAAUUUUACCAUAAAAAAAAAAAGUAAAGACUUAAAACGUAUAAGGAUGAAUUAAAAAAUAAUAAUAAUUGAUAAAUCGAAAAAAAAUAUGAAACUAAAAAUUAUCAAAAAGGAUUUUCUUUAUAUAAUUAUUAUUUGAAGAAAGUAGUUAAUAUUAAAAUAAUCACCUUGUAUAUUAUUACCAAUU